Messenger RNA from Moneuplotes crassus, 1622 nucleotides. Lineage: Eukaryota; Ciliophora; Spirotrichea; Euplotida; Euplotidae. The record is from the annotation of a GenBank genome assembly.
AAAUGGAAGACCAGCCCGCAUUUAAUUUAAGAGGUGAUCAGAAAGAUCUAGAAAAUCCUUUUAGUGAAGAAGAUCUUAAUGAUCUUGAGGAUGUUGUAGAAGAGCAAUGGGAGCCAUACCAAGGAGAACCUCUUGAUAAUGGACCCAACACUAAAGAUCUUGUAAAUAAUCCAAUGGAUUCUUCUCAAAACCCUCAAGGGGAAAACCAAAAUGGAGAUGCUGCUCAAGUUCAACCUUAUGAGGGUGACUCAAUUGGUAAAGAAACUGAGCAAGAGAAGAUGUUGAGAGAACUUGCUGAGAAAAAGAAAGAAAUGGAAGAAAAUAAACGUCAAGAAUACAUAGAGAAACAAAGAAAAUAAGAGGGAAUACGAAAACGAUAAUAUUGCUGACCUUGAUAUUAAAUACAAAACGAGGCUUAUAAAAGAAGAAGAGAUCAGAGAGCAAGCUAAAGGACUAAAAUUUGUGCCUUUGAAAUGUAUUGAAAGGGUUGCUAAAGCUCCUGAUACAAAUCUUGAGGAAUAUUUCACAAUGGGAAUUAUUUCUGGAAAAGCUAUCGUUCCAAUGAAGAGUAGACCAAAUGAAAAGUUUUAUAGUCUAACAUUUACUGAUCUCAAUAGAUGUGAUGACGUUAUUGCUUUACUAGAGAGAUCAAAAACGAUUUAUAAAAAUGAACUUGCUGCAUACAAAAAAUUUAAUAUCACAAAAGGUGGAUACAAAACAGUAGACUGGCUGAUCUUUAAAAGUAGCGGAUUAAAGUUUAUGGACUUUGAAGUAGGGGAUGUAGUUGCAGUCCUAAAACCAACUGUAUUCCAGAACAACGAUAGCCCUCAAUGCAAAUUUGGAAUCAAAAAUGUUUCAAAUUUCUUAAGGGUUGGAAAAUCAAAAUAUUUUAAACUUUGCAAAGACAAAAAUUGCGGGGAAUUUGUAAAUGCAAAAGAGUUCCAUCUCUGCCAAAAGCAUCAAGAUAAGGAAAUUAAAUUUACAAGACAAGAGAUCCAAGCAAAUAGAGCAUUCUGCAGAACUGAUAUUGCUUAUGAUCAUGAGUCAAGAGCAUCAAAAGAAGCCAAUAGAAGGAAGAUAGCAAAAAUGGGAUUUGUGAGAUCUUCUGAUAUGGAAAUCACAAAUUACUCAAAACCUUUAAAACCUGCUCCUUUUAGAGAUUUCACUGUAAGAGAAAUGCCUCCUCCACCCGUAAUGACAGAAGAACAAAAGAAGAAAGAAGAGAAAGUUGUUCUUACUGAAGAACAAAAGCAAGAGAAAAAGAGAGAAUUUAAAAGAAAAAUGAAAGAACAGAACCAAAAAGCAGAAGAAAAACUAAGCAGACUCUUCAAAUCAAGAAAUAUGAAAUCAGCAGAAGCACAAUUGCACAAAAAGGUGAAGACAAAGGAGAGAACAUUUAUUAACAAUAUCCACGCUCCUCACAAGGAAAAUAAAAAGCCUAAUUUUGUCACGAUGGAGGAAGAAGACGACAAUAUUGACAUCUCUGCUUACGCUCAUCUCCUUAAAAAGACUCCUGAAGAACCAAAGAAGCCAAAGUUUGAUAUCAAGAAAGGAAUGAGUCUUUCAGGCCUAAUGAAACAAAAGAAGUAAAUAUUAAUCCUUCUCAUAACUUGGGCUCAACA